AUGGCGUUCGCAGAUUUACAAGUUCUAGCAGAUUUGCAAGAGCUUGAAAGGGCAAUUGUCGAGGUACAAAAUAAUCCACUUUCGCAAACUUCAGAAAUCAACGAUUCACUUCAAUCUAGUUAUGAAAAAACGAACAUAAUAACAGCUUCGCACGAAAGCAUUGCCAAUAGUAAUAAUAACGAGAGCAUUAAUCACGGCAUUAAUAGCAGCACAAACCACCUCGACGAUAUCAAAAAGACCGGAUCAAGUAAUGCAGAAAUUAUUAAAAAACUUUCGCAUGACGAUAAUAAUGUUCUCUUAUCUCAAGAAAAUAAUCAUGUUCUCUUAUCUCAAGAAAAUAAUAAUAACAAAUUAACCAAAGAAAUGGAAAUAAACGUUCUUCACCAUCAGAUUACUACUAUUAGUAAUGGUAUUAGGACCGAUACUGCUAUUAGUAGUAGUAUUACGACCGAUACUAUUAUUAGUGGCAGUACUAUGACCGAUACUAAUACAAGUAGUGCCACGGCAACAUCUGUUAUUAUUGAACCGCCUACACCUAUAUCGGAUACUAUACCUUCUACAUCAUUCAUGACGAGAGUCUCGUCGCCACUAAAACAAAGUUAUAUUCCCGAAAUAAUUCUUGACGAUUCAGACGACGAAGAAUUACAAAAUUAUAAGGAUAAUAAUAAUAUUGAAAAGUAUUUUUCUGUCUCAGUUAUUUCUAACGGGGAACACGAAGAAGGAUUAUUGAAUGAUUCUAAUGGAGAACACGAAAGAUUACUGAAUGAUAAAAAGUCAACAAAAACACGAGAGCUGAAAAAUAAAGUUUCAUUUGACGAUGAUUAUAUAAAUCAACAAAUCGACAAACUACAAAAUCAGCUUAAAUUAUCAUCAUCGGUCCCUUCAAAUUCCAACCAAAUAGAAUCUAAUUCACUUGAAAUAUUAUCCAUAAAUGGUCAAUUACCAAAAGAAAAUUUUGUGGAAGUGCAUGAAGAUUUAUUACAAGUUGAUUUAAACGAAUCUUCUCCCGAACCUCCAAAUACAGCACCACGAAAAAGUUCCCCUGACCCCGUUGAUCGUCUAAAAGAAAUAUUGCUUUCCCAAGAUUCUACUCCCAAUAGCUUAGAUUUACCUAAUUUAAACUUACAACAAUCCACCACACAAUCAAUAGCACUUGAAGAAGAAUCGAAUUCGAGUAAAAGCCUUAACAAACUCGAACAAAUCAAUGAGAUUGAUGAGGAGCCUUCAUUGGAGCCAUCUACCACACGUUUAGAUGUAUCAUUCCCCACAGAUACUAACACGGAUAUUCCUUUUCCAAAAGUAAUAUUUGAAGAACCUGUUUCUCCUUCAAAUGCCGAAGAAAAUCAGGAUGAUGCUUUCGCAAUUCCAGAGCUUAUCAAUGAACUUUCUUCGAUUCAAAACUCGAUGGAUGGUCUUUCAAUAACAGAUAAAUCACCUGAUGAACUUCUUAGCGAAUCAAAGUCUAUUGAUCAAAAAUCUCUCGAUAAUACAUCUUUGACAGAUAGCGUUAACUCUUCAAAACAGAAUUUAGAUGAAUUAUCCUCUUUAAAUGUGAACUCGAAAUCAUCGUCUGUGGAUGCAGAAUCUAUAAAAAAUAGAAAAAUACCUGUGGCAUUUGAUAUGAGCGAUAUCAAAAAUAUGAAAAGUCGGAAGCAACGGAUAAAUUCAUAUGUUCAGAAAACUUUGUCGCUGAAUCAAGAAGAAACAGGACUGGCAGUAUGGCUAUGUCUAAAUAUCAAAAAGGAACCUUCAACAUUAUAUAACAGUUUGAAAUCCUGUCGGGAUAAAUCAUCAAAUUCACUUUCUCGGGCAUCAUCAAAAUCUACGGCAUCCACAACACCAUCUUCUACUAUUACCGCAAAAGUUUAUUCAAAUCCAAUGACUUCGUCAAAAUCUCUAAGUCAAAUCACCACAAAUUCUGUAUCUUUAGAUAACACAGUAUAUUCUCCAUCGAUUACACCCACAUCGUCAUUCACCGUAAGCUCUUCAAAGUCUUCUAAAUCAUCUAAAUCAUCUCGAACUUCACCCGACAUAUCAAUUCAAACAUCAUCGUUACGUCUUAAUUCUCCGCCUUCAUCACCAAGAGUAAAGACCUCUCCAUUCCUCUCGCUUUCCGGCAUAAAUCGUCGCGGAAGUUUCAGUAAAGUCACUCGACCUACAACAUUUAUGCCACCAAUUGCAAACGAACCAUUAUUCAACAGCUCGUCAACUUCUUUGCAUUCAAUCUCAAAAUCACCGCAAACUACUACAUCAUCAACGCCGCCGAAAAGACAACGAAGAUUUAGUUUCCAAUCCGUAUCUUCGUUCUCGUCGCGUUUUAAUUUCAGUGCGUUGAAUUCAACAACAUCCUCCUUUGUCACUACCAUUGAAGAAGCAAAUGACGCUAAGGCGGAUUUGGCGGUUGAAGUGGAUGAUAAUGCACUCGAUAAAUUAUGUGACGUUUUACCUGACGCGGAUCGAGAUGUCUUGCACAAGUAUUUGCAGAAAGCUGGUGGGAAGGAUGAUUUGAUGGCGGUCGGAUUAUACAUGAAAGAUUACAAAAACGGUGAAGUUGGCAAAAAUUAA
This is a messenger RNA of Ambispora gerdemannii, 2565 nucleotides long. NCBI's taxonomy places the organism in Eukaryota, Fungi, Glomeromycota, Glomeromycetes, Archaeosporales, Ambisporaceae. The record is from the annotation of a GenBank genome assembly.